Clarias gariepinus (North African catfish) is the source of this 2766-nucleotide messenger RNA. RefSeq names its product ubiquitin carboxyl-terminal hydrolase 2-like. Gene Ontology annotation, biological process: protein deubiquitination. The record is from RefSeq and is a predicted model, not a curated record. Gene Ontology annotation, molecular function: cysteine-type deubiquitinase activity. NCBI's taxonomy places the organism in Eukaryota, Metazoa, Chordata, Actinopteri, Siluriformes, Clariidae. The transcript is spliced from 12 exons. The coding region runs from base 280 to 1476 and encodes 398 amino acids. Gene Ontology annotation, cellular component: cytoplasm.
CCGACUUGCCCAUUAGUCCUCAUCCGCCGCGCACAGAAGCGGAGUACGCGAGAGCGACUUUACUACUAUCUUUUCUACGUCUAAACUAAUUAUUUAAUAUUUAUUUGUGAAUACACUGCACACUCGCUCAAACAAUUCAAGCUCAAGGACACUCGGCAUGGAAUCUCCAGAGCUUUAAACAGCGACUUCCACAUCUGUCUCAAGAGAAGAUCAUCAACUUACCGAGCUGAUCGUGUAUACAAAGAGAUUUAGUUCGUAUUUCGGGUUGUCAUCAUCAUCAUGCCCAGCCUGCGACAGUCGUACACAGUAACGGUGCCCGAGGAGCCGCCGACCUCCGUUUUCCCCUUCAGUAAAGCGGAGGCGCGCCGGAAAAGCGCGUCUGUCUCGCGCUCCAUGCUGGUCUCCACGUUUGUCGGACUCCUCAUUAACCAGGCCAAGAACUCCAAGAAUGCUCAGGGACUUGUGGGACUAAGGAACCUGGGGAAUACUUGCUUCAUGAACUCCAUUCUGCAGUGUUUGAGUAACACACACGACCUGCGUGAUUAUUGUCUGCGCAACACACACCGCACUGACCUCAAUAACAACUGCAGGGCCAAGGCAGCUCUAAUGGAAGAGUUUGCCAAGCUCACUCAGACACUGUGGACAUCAGCGAGCAACGAAGCCAUCAGUCCGUCUGACUUCAAGACUCAGAUUCAGAAGUACGCUCCACGCUUUAUGGGCUACAAUCAGCAGGAUGCUCAGGAGUUCCUGCGCUUCCUCUUAGACGGCCUCCAUAACGAAGUGAACCGGGGGUCACUAAGGCCCAGAGCGCCCAUAGAGGACUUCGACCACCUCUCGGAUGAUGAGAAAGCUAAAAGAAUGUGGACCAAGUACGUGGAGAGAGAAGACAGCAAAGUAGUAGAUCUGUUUGUUGGCCAGCUGAAGAGUUCACUGACCUGCAGCGAGUGUGGCUUUUGCUCCACCGUAUUCGAUCCAUUCUGGGAUCUGUCUCUACCUAUUGCCAAGACUUCUGGAGAGGUGAUGCUGAUCGACUGCCUUCGGCUUUUCACCAAGGAAGAUGUGCUGGAUGGAAAUGAGAAACCAACAUGUCAAAGGUGUAAAGCCAGACGGAAAUGCACUAAGAAAUUCACCAUCCAGAAAUUCCCCAAAGUCCUGGUGCUUCAUCUAAAGCGGUUCUCCGAGGCGCGUCUGAAAACUGCCAAACUCACUACUUUUGUCAACUUUCCUAUCAAAGAGCUGGACCUGUGCGAGUUCGCAUCAGACAACAGCAUGCACGCCGUCUACAACCUGUAUGCAGUGUCUAAUCACACAGGCACCACGCUGGGUGGCCAUUACACAGCAUACUGCCGCAAUCCUUCCACAGGAGAGUGGUACUCCUACAAUGACUCCAGGGUGAGCCCUAUGUCCUCCAGCCAAGUACGCAGCAGUGAUGCCUAUGUGCUGUUCUACGAGCUUGCCAACUCCUCACGCUUGUGAUCAAGCCUCAUCUCCACCCUAAAGAAGGAUAUUGGAAUCUACAGGGGGCUGAAGCCUGGCCUGAACUUGAGACUACACCUUAGCAACGGCUCCGCUUUAAGCCACAAACUAGGAGAUUGUUUUUAAGACUGGUCUAUGAUCAAAGACACAAACUGGAUCAUGGUUGAGGCUUGUUCACAUGGCCCUAAUCGAGCUCCCAUAUAAGGGCUUCCUCAUCCUGUAUUCUGCAGGGUGUAGACUGCUGCUGCUGCUAAAGGGAUGGGGAUGAAAACACUCCUUGUAGGAAGAAAGAAGACAACUGGAACACUACCUCUCACAAUGAGCAGGACCUUGUGUGUGUGUGUUUAUUUUUCUAAGUUUAUGUGUGUGUAAAGACGGAUGUCAAUGAACUAUGCACUGUGUACCUGGCGCUCUUUAUUCCUUUACAGUUAGUAAUUUAUUCUGGUAUUCUAAUAUUUUUUAUUUUUGACCCUCUGGAUCGGAAUGUGGGUCACGAUAGUGAGUGGUUCAAGAAAAGAAUAUAUAUAAUUUUCCAGUUUUCAUCUUUUUUUUUUUUUUAUGUAAUUGGACAUGCUAGUAUGUUAAUAUCUUCGCAUCAUAGUUUUGCACUGGAGCUGAGAAAAGUCUCUGCCCCCCAAUAAUUUUAAUAAAUACAUGCCCAUAUCAUCUUUUGCUUCACACAGCCCAGUUAAACUACACAAUCAAAGUCAAUCCAAAAGGUGGAUGCUCAUCAGCUUCUUGCCUAUUCAUCAUUUUUGGAUCUUACAGUACACUUGCUGAUCAUAAUGAUUUUUGUAUGCCUGCUUGACUUGACUAGUUCUGAGAUAUUUAUUGAAAAGAUUUUCUGUGAGAUACACAUCCAUUAAAUGUGAGCUGAUUUUUUGGGGCUCCAGAAGAAAAUGUGAUCAAACAUUUGGGGUAUGUCGAAUGUUUUGUAAACAUUUUUUUUUUUCUACUUUUGAAAAAUGGUAGAUGAGUCGCCCCCUGGUGGAGCUCAUGCUUGCAAUGUUGGUUUGGUUUUAUUUUGACACGGAAAACAGCUUUUACAGCACAAGGAGCCACCUGGAGUAUCUGUGUGCAUUGUUCGAGAGAUAUAGCGAGUGUGUGUGUUGUGUGAUACAGAUGGUAUGAUGUUUUAUUUAUGAAGUAUGUAUGUGAGCGAGUCAUGAUCAUGUGACUAACAGAUUGAGUCCUUCCUGUUCAUGGGGCUCCACAUGUCAAGUACUUUUGGCUUGUUAAAAGCCAGAUAGAUUGUACAUAUGAAUAAAUUAACCAAUUUGACCACAAGAA